Messenger RNA from Alosa sapidissima (American shad), 4218 nucleotides. RefSeq names its product inositol polyphosphate-5-phosphatase Jb (gene inpp5jb). The coding region runs from base 557 to 2695 and encodes 712 amino acids. Gene Ontology annotation, cellular component: plasma membrane; cytoplasm; ruffle. The transcript has 14 exons. Lineage: Eukaryota; Metazoa; Chordata; Actinopteri; Clupeiformes; Clupeidae. The record is from RefSeq and is a predicted model, not a curated record. Gene Ontology annotation, molecular function: phosphatidylinositol-4,5-bisphosphate 5-phosphatase activity; phosphatidylinositol-3,4,5-trisphosphate 5-phosphatase activity. Gene Ontology annotation, biological process: negative regulation of peptidyl-serine phosphorylation; phosphatidylinositol dephosphorylation.
UCUUAGCAAGCGGAACAUCUCCGCUGAUAACAUCUUUCUGUGGCAGAGCAAGGCUGUUCGCCUUGCAAGCGAGCUCACGAUAGCAAUUUACGGGCUCACAUUGUUGAAGUCAGCACCUCAGCCUGUGGAGACGCUGCCGUUAGACCUCCUUGAUGAACGCCGUGGUCGCAUGAAGACAUACGGUGGAGCCGCGGCGUGUGACAGGAGACAGGCGCUUCCUGUAUUGAGCUUAUGAAAUGAAACAGUCAUUAGCGUCAGCUCGCAAACCUUCGGUUUGACAGGCACUUGCCUCGACGGUGACAUUGUUGCACGCGAGGGGAUGCCGACGCUCGAAAAUAACGGAGUGUGUGGUUCUCGCAGAAGGAUUAUCUUAUAAAUGAACGGCCACUGAACACUCUAGUAUCGACUGUGGUCGCUGAGACAACCUUCGACUUUACUGUGCUUGCAGUGCGAUUUGGUCCUAGUCUUGAUCCUGCCAGCUCCGUAUUACGCACCGUGUAGUUCUACCAUUCAUUUUGUCACCAAGAGCUAUCUAUAUUCCUGUCGUGCAGGCGAGAUGGACCCUGAGCAGAACCAGACCCAGCCUGAUGGAGCUGUACUUUCUGCUGGGCCGACUGAAGGCGGCACCUCCUCUCCUGCCCCCCCUGAGUCUACUGCCCCAGUCAUUGACCUCCUGGCGGCUCCCUUGGCCCCAACCCGCCCUCGGCGACCUCAGAGAGCUGCUCAUGUGGAGGGCUCCAUCGACGUCUCAGAGUCCAAAUCGCCCGUAGCUCCUGAAUCUGCCCCUGCCCCUGCCCCUGCCCCUGCCCCUGCAUCCAUCCCUGAUGACUCCCCUGCGCCCCCUGCCUCCGCCCCCACCGCCACCCCCCCUGUUCCCGGCCCUUCGGGGGGCCCUCUGCCCCACAAGCCCCUGCUGAAGGGGGCGGUUCACCAGGUGGGGGGCCGCAGCCCCAUGGCCAUGCGCGCCGCCUCACUGCCCCAGGCGCCCUCCUCCAAGCCCCCGCCCAGGGCAGCUGAGGCCUACGGCCACGCCCACAGGACCAUGUCUGUGGCCGGCACGGCCGACACGCAGCCGCAGGUGGUGGAGGACUUCAGGAUACACGUAAUCACAUGGAACGUGGGCUCAGCCAUGCCUCCUGACGACAUCACCUCACUGCUGGGACUCAACGUGGGAGAUGGCAACACAGACAUGUACAUCAUAGGGCUGCAGGAGGUGAACUCUAUGAUUAACAAGCGUCUGAAAGAUGUGCUUUUCACUGAUCAGUGGAGUGAGGUCUUCAUGGACCGACUUGGCCCUUUCGGAUACGUGCUGGUGACGUCUCAGCGGAUGCAGGGUGUGCUGCUUCUCGUCUUUGCUAAGUAUUACCACCUGCCCUUCCUGCGGGGCGUGCAGACAGAGACCACCCGCACCGGCCUGGGUGGCAUCUGGGGUAAUAAAGGGGGGGUGAGUGCCCGCAUGACAGUGUUUGGCCACUCGGUCUGCUUUCUCAACUGCCACCUACCGGCUCACAUGGAGAACUCGGAGCAGCGCAUGGAUGACUUUGAGAGCAUCUUGCAACAGCAGCAGUUUGAAAGCCAGGUGGCCAUGGGCGUGCUCGACCACGAUGUGGUGUUCUGGUUUGGAGAUCUCAACUUCCGCAUUGAUGACCUGGACAUGCACGUGGUGAAGGGAGCCAUUGACGCCAACAAGCUGUCCGUGCUGUGGGAGAAAGACCAGUUGAAUAUGGCUAAGGACAGUGAGACCGUGCUGGAGGGCUUUCACGAGGGUCCACUCAAAUUCCCCCCCACCUACAAGUUUGAUGUGGGGACUAACACGUAUGACACCAGCGGUAAGAAACGUAAGCCAGCGUGGACUGACCGAAUCCUGUGGCGUUUGCGCGCAACGGCGCCCCCUGUGGUGGGGAACAGCAAGCGCCACUCCCUGUCAGGCCUGAGCAGCGGGCUGAGCAGCGGCACGCGGGUCACUCAGCACUUCUACCGCAGCCACAUGGAGUACACGUGCAGCGACCACAAGCCUGUGGCCUCCAUCUUCACCCUGCAGUUCCCGUAUAAGGUGGACAUCCCUCUGAUCACUCUGAUUGUGGAGGAUGAGUGGCGAGAGGUGGCUGACGCUGUGGUGCGCUUCAAGGUGACGCCCAACUUUGGACGCAGCUCUUGGGACUGGAUUGGUCUUUACAAGGUGGGCUUUAAGCAUCAUAAGGACUAUGUUGGCUAUACCUGGGCCAAGCAGGAAGAGUCAGACUACCUAAGGAAGGAACAUGAGGUGACCUUUCCAGAGGAGGAAUUGCCUAAGGGCUCUGGAGACUUCAUCCUGGGUUACUACAGUAACAACACGAGUACCAUAGUUGGCAUGACAGAGCCUUUCCAGAUCUCUCUGCCCACCUCCAGUCCUGGAGGGGUCAGUCCCUCCGACAGCUCUGACUUCAGUUCGGAGGACGAUGGAACGGUGGGCGGGGGCUCGCGGCCCUCCAGCCCCGACGGGGCCACCAGGCGACGCAGCAGCAGCAGCAGCCCCUCCCCAUCGCGAGGCUCCGCCUCACCCAGUGUCAAGCCCAAACGCAAGGGUCGCCACGGCAACAAACCCAAGAAGGCCCCGGACGUGCCAGCGCCCCCCAGCAAUGUGAAGAGUCCGGCUGAGGACCCUGAGGCCGGGGAGCCAGCGGCCGGCGAGGCUGGCGAGGCAGGCUCGUCAUAGGCCCGUUGGUCGCACUGCGCCGCGCCAUGCUGUGUGUGUGAGAACUCUGUAUGAGGGUUGGGGGUGGGCUCCUGUUGGGCAGGGCAGGAAGGAGGCCUCAAGCCUCAGCCUGUGGUCACUCUCACCCCACCCCUUCCCCCUCUCCUGCCAUUCCACUCUCUCUCCCUUCCUCCCUCUCUCCCUCCAUCCCUCUCUUUCUCUGUGUCAUUCACUCUCUCUAUGUCUCAGGUGGCUGCGUUGGGCGGCCUGUUUUGUCCAGUCCUACAGUCUCUCUCAGUAGCAGUGUCUGUGUCUCUCUCUGUGUGUGAGUGUUGUCAGACCUGGACCUGACAUGCUGGCGGUGCUCUGAGAGGCCUCUCGGCAGCUAAGCGGAAGAUUAGCAUUUAUGAGCAUAGCAGGAAACGUCUCCUGGACAGAACCUGAAAAUGAAUCCAGUAAACUAGAAGUCCAGUUUGCCUUUAUAUAAUUCUGCCAUGACUUCUACCAAGUCAUUGUCCUAGUGCCCGAGACAUAGAUUCAGGCCUGAGUUGCUUCAGUCACUUUGGCUGGGAGCCCUGGCACACAAUGUGCCGUCUCGACGAAAAUGGUUAGGGUCAACCAAAUUUGGUUGCCCCAGGGAACAAAAUGUCUGCCUUUUGCUACCCAGAACCUUUUUUUUCUCUUAAGAAGCUGUGAAGGCAGCAUGCAAGGUGCUCUGUAGAAGACACACCUGAAGGAGAAAAAUGCAAAAAAAAUCAGGUAUCCAAGUCAAGAACAGCACCCUAGCCAAGUAGAAAAGAAGCGUGGGGAAGCGUACUGUUGUCGCCUAGCGUUUGUUUGUUCUUGGUGUCCUUCCUGACCCCUCAGCUUUGAACCCUGAGCCCUCCGCUGGGCCACGCUGUUCUCUGCUCUCUCAGGAGCUUCGCUGAGCAUUCCGCUCCAGAUAAGAGGUUCUGCUGAAGCCUGUGAAGUCAAGAUCUAUGCGGUCAUAUCCUGUGAGGUCACGUCCUGUCAGGUAGUUGGUGUGUAAUAGACUUUCACGUUGAAGCUUGUGGAGUUCAGCUCAUUUGCCAUUGAUUUGUGUCCCUGUUAGCUGUUAAUCUGAAAUUAGUUUGAGUAUAGUCUAGGAUUAGGAUUUUCUAGAAUCCGUAACCUGUUGUAAAAAUGUUGUGCUCUUUUUCUGAUCCCAUCCCCUUUCUCUCUCUCUCUCUCUCUCUCUCUCUCUCUCUCUCUCUCUUUGCCUCGGUCCUUCUAUCUGGGUUAGUCAUGAGUGGGGGGCCGUGUAGUUGUCGUGUGAUGGCUGUAGUGUGACAUCCUCAGUGCACCAUCCAAAUAUACAGUAUUGUACCUCUGUCUUUAGCAGUACAGUAGGACAGUUUGUGCAGUCGUAAUGUAACUUGACAGUAUGAGUGUGUGAGAGCUAGAGAAUGUAUGGGUGUGUGGUUGCAUGGUUUGCCGCGCUUGACUCCUAGUUUGGUGCUGUGCAUUACCGUGUCUGACCUGUACUACGUGUCAGUGUUCAUAAAACUAUCAAACAAAUUUUU